GGCCCCGCCCUCGCGUCAGUGUGUGUACCUGCGCUUGCGGAUCGGGAUCAUGGCGGGACGUCUUCUUCACCGAGCCUGGAGCGCAUCACUGCGGAUCGGGAGCACCGUGGCGGUCCGGCCGAUCCACCGAGCAGCCGCCCUGGCUGCAGAGAGAGGAAUACCAACAGAUGAGGAGCAGGCCACUGGACUGGAGCGACGCAUCCUGCAGGGCUUUAAAGAGGGAAAGGAUCCCUACAGCAUACUGAAUCACACAUACUACCCAGGCACCAAGGAAGACCCCCAGAUCGUGCCAUGCACCGGAACCAAGAGGCUGGUGGGCUGUAUUUGUGAGGAAGACAACACUGCGGUUGUGUGGUUCUGGGUUCAUGAGGGAACUCCCCAGCGCUGUCCUUCCUGUGGCACCCACUAUAAGCUGAUGCACCACGACUUGCCUCUUUGAAACUUAAAAUGCAGAAAUGGGACAACACAGAACUGUCCAUGUUUGCCUUGUUCAUGUGCAUAUAUAUUAACCUAUACAGUUGAUCAUUAAAAUUAAAAGCUGAA
This is a messenger RNA of Limanda limanda (common dab), 543 nucleotides long. RefSeq names its product cytochrome c oxidase subunit 5B, mitochondrial. The transcript is spliced from 4 exons. Gene Ontology annotation, biological process: mitochondrial electron transport, cytochrome c to oxygen. Lineage: Eukaryota; Metazoa; Chordata; Actinopteri; Pleuronectiformes; Pleuronectidae. The record is from RefSeq and is a predicted model, not a curated record. Gene Ontology annotation, cellular component: mitochondrial envelope. Bases 50 to 439 code for a protein of 129 amino acids.